Molecule: messenger RNA, 723 nt
Organism: Diospyros lotus (date-plum)
Lineage: Eukaryota; Viridiplantae; Streptophyta; Magnoliopsida; Ericales; Ebenaceae
Product: flavonoid 3',5'-methyltransferase-like
Exons: 5
Coding region: 1-723 (240 amino acids)
Molecular function (GO): O-methyltransferase activity; S-adenosylmethionine-dependent methyltransferase activity
Source: RefSeq, a predicted model, not a curated record
AUGAUUACUGAAACAAGCAAAGAUAUGGAAGACCACUCAAAGAAGUGCCUUCUCCAAAGCGAAGCCCUCUCCAAGUACAUACUGGAAACUUCUGCCUAUCCCAGAGAGCAUCCACAACUGAAGGAACUGAGGGACGCAACUCUGCGGGAAUACAAGUAUUGGAGUUUAAUGAGCGUGCCGGCUGAUGAAGGGUUACUUCUCUCAAUGCUUCUAAAGGUCAUGAACGCCAAGAAAACCUUGGAGAUUGGAGUGUUCACUGGUUAUUCUCUCCUUUCUACUGCUCUUGCUCUUCCAGACGAUGGCAAGAUAACAGCGAUUGACCUGAGUAGAGAAGCCUAUGAAAUGGGACUGCAAUUUAUUAAGAAGGCUGGUGUAGAGCAUAAGAUCGAUUUCGUGCAGUCAGAUGCCCUCACAGUUCUCAACAAUCUCCUCACGAAGGAGAAACAAGAAGGGGCUUUCGACUUUGCAUUUGUGGACGAUGACAAAGAGAACUACAUGAGUUACCAUGAGCUGUUACUGAAACUGGUGAGGGUUGGAGGAAUCAUAGCUUAUGACAACACCUUAUGGCGGGGUAGAGUUGUUGUUGCAGAGGAUGAACCAGCUGUUGACGUUGCAAGGGAUGCCGUGAGAAAGCUCAACACUUUCUUGGCCUCUGAUCCUCGCAUCGACUUAUCUCUUGUUUCAAUUGCAGAUGGCCUCACCCUCUGCAGGCGCCUCUACUAG